AUGGCCAUACAAUCAAAGCAGCAACCCGGCCCGGUUACUGCAUCGACUGAUGUCUUGGACAUGCCCUUGGACUUUCUUGGCCAAGCCCACUUUCUCCAUAUCUAUACCCAGCUGUGCCUCUGUUAUUCAGUGGCAAAUCCUGCCUUACAUCCCGCAAUUCUCAGCACGCUGCGUAAAGGUCUUGAACGCCUUUCGUGGGGCUUCCCAUGGAUAGCCGGCCAAGUUGUCAAAGAAGGCGCCAACGGAGAAAGCACCGGAGUCUACAAGCUAAAGUCGUUUGAGAAGGUUGUGUCACUGAACGUGAAGGACCUCAGCAAUGACCGCUCAUUUCCCAGUAUGGAUGCCCUCAGGAAGGCCAACUUUCCUAUGAAAAUGCUGGGUGAGAGCAUCCUUGCCCCUCGCAGGACUAUACCAGGAUUUCCCGACGAAGCUGGUUUGAAAAAUACGCCAGCCUUACUCGUCCAGGCAACCUUCCUAGCCGGCGGCCUCCUGCUCACCGUUGCCAGCCACCAUGCUGCGAUGGACAUGACUGGGCAGGGCCACCUCAUGAGCCUCCUCUCCAAGGCAUGCCACGGUGAAUCGUUCGCUGCGCAAGAGCUCAUGAUUGGGAAUCUCUCCCGCCACAAUCUCAUCCCCUUCCUAGACGAUACGUAUCAGCCUGGCCCAGAAGCUUCCAUCCUACAUUUCAAGGCUCAACCAGACCCUAAACCCACAUCCACACCUUCCAGCCCAAUAGAGGCAGAAGUCGACGUGAACAAGGAGAAACUCAACCAAGCACCACCGCCCUGUUCCUGGGCCCAUUUCACCUUCCGCCCAUCCUCCCUGCAAGCCCUCAAAUUCAUCGCCACAGCAACAAAGCCUUCAUCAGCCCGCUUCAUCUCCACAGAUGACGCCCUCUGCGCCCUCAUCUGGCAAGCCAUUUCCCGCGCCCGCCUCGCACGCCUCCCACCAAUGACAGAGUCAACGCUCGGCCGCGCCGUCGACCUCCGUCCGCACAUAGACACCAUCCCAAACACGUAUCUCGGCCUAACGCAGAACAUGGUCAUGAGUAACCUCACCCUAGAUUCUAUCACGACCUCCACCUUAGGCGCGAUCUCCGCCAAUCUUCGCUCAACACUCGCCCGCGGGACCUCAAAUAUCCUAUACGAUACCUCCGCCCUAGCAACCGUCAUCACCCGCGCAGCGAACAAGACAGAGGCCUUUGCCCAUGAGUUCCUCGAUUAUACCAAGGACAUUGCGAUCAGCUCCUGGAAGGAAGUGAACUGCUCUAAACUGGAUUUCAACCUUGGCUUAGGCUUUCCGGAGGCCUUGCGCAGACCUUCCUUCACGCCUUUGGAGGGCGUGAUCUUUUUCUUACCCAAGGCGCUUGAUGGAGAGGUGGGCGUUGCUAUUUGCCUUAACGAUGAGGACAUGGCCAGACUGAAAGGUGAUGGAAAGUUCAUGAAGUAUGCAACCUUUGUUGGGUAG
Messenger RNA from Aspergillus mulundensis, 1467 nucleotides. RefSeq lists its product as uncharacterized. The transcript has a single exon. Bases 1 to 1467 code for a protein of 488 amino acids. NCBI's taxonomy places the organism in Eukaryota, Fungi, Ascomycota, Eurotiomycetes, Eurotiales, Aspergillaceae. The record is from RefSeq and is a predicted model, not a curated record.